UCCCUCGGCCUGCGCGCACGACCCCGGCGUUUCCCCCUAAGCCGGCUGCUGACAGACGCUGGCUCGAAGGAGUUAAAGUGGCCGGGCUCCCCCUCCGCCCGCGGCCACGCUGCCAGGGCCGGGCCCCUUCCCCCAGCCGCCGAGCGGCUUCCUGACGUCAGCCCGGCGCACGGCGCAGGCGAUGCGCUAGCGGGCGGCUUGGAGCUUUGCGCGGCGGCGUAGACCCGUGGCAGGCGGCUGCAGGCGGCUGGGAGAGCGCUGCGGCAGGCCCUUGCCUGCAGCCCCGCCAGCAUGUCCGCGAAGGAGCGGCCAAAGGGCAGAGUGACCAAGGACAGCGUCACUCUUCUGCCCUGCUUCUACUUCGUGGAGUUGCCCAUACUGGCAUCUUCUGUUGUUAGUCUCUAUUUCCUUGAACUUACUGAUGUCUUCAAGCCAGUUCACUCUGGAUUUAAUUGCUAUGAUAAGAGUUUGAGUAUGCCAUACAUUGAACCUACACAAGAGUCUGUCCCCUUCUUGAUGUUGCUUAGCCUGGUUUUUGCUGGACCAUCGAUUACGAUAAUGAUAGGAGAAGGAAUACUCUACUGUUGCCUGUCCAAAAGAAGAAAUGGGACUGGAACAGAAGCCAAUAUUAAUGCAGGAGGAUGCAACUUCAAUUCUUUUCUUAGACGAGCUGUCAGAUUUGUUGGUGUUCAUGUGUUUGGUCUUUGCUCUACUGCUCUUGUUACUGAUAUUAUACAGCUGUCAACAGGAUAUCAGGCACCCUAUUUCCUGACUGUCUGCAAGCCCAACUAUACAUCCUUAAAUGUAUCCUGCUCAGAGAAUUCCUACGUUGUGGAAGAUAUUUGCUCAGGAGCUGAUCUCAAUAUUAUCAAUGCUGGAAGAAAAUCAUUCCCUUCUCAACAUGCUACCCUGGCAGCCUUUGCAGCAGUGUACAUUUCGAUGUACUUCAAUUCUACAUUAACAGACUCCUCAAAACUUCUGAAACCACUCUUGGUCUUUGCAUUUAUCAUCUGUGGAAUUAUAUGUGGCCUGACUCGGAUCACCCAGUAUAAGAAUCAUCCAGUUGAUGUUUACUGUGGCUUUCUCAUAGGAGGAGGAAUUGCUCUCUAUUUGGGCCUGUAUGCCGUGGGGAACUUCUUACCAAGUGAUGAGAAUGUGUUUCACCAAAAUUUUCACAGAGAACCUCUAAGGUCUUUGACAGACCUCAGUCAAGAUGCCAACAGAAUCCUGCCAGGUAAAAAUGGUAGCAGCAGUGACAGCAUUGUCUCUCACCGCCCAGGAAGCAUCCUGAAUAGAAACCACAGAGAUUCAGGAUCUCUGACCAAUCUCAAGAGAGCAAAUGCCGAUGUAGAAAUAAUAACACCACGAAGCCCAAUGGGAAAGGAAAAUAUGGUUACCUUCAGCAACACUCUGCCAAGAGUCAACACACCAUCCUUGGAAGAUCCAGCAAGACGAAAUGCAACCAUACAUGCGUCAAUGGAUUCUGCCCGUUCCAAACAGCUGCUUUCCCAGUGGAAGAACAAGAACGAAAGCCGAAAGUUGUCACUGCAGGUGAUAGAGACUGAAUCUGGCCAGUCGCCACCGAGGGCUAUCGAAAUGAGAUCAAGCUCAGAACCGUCCAGAGUGGGUGUAAAUGGUGACCAUCACGGCCCAACUAGCCAGUACCUGAAAAUUCAACCUGGCAGUGUUCCGGGUUGUAAUAACUCAGGUCUUUCCAGUGGGCCAAGGGUCUCUAUUCAGUCACGUCCUGGCUCAUCCCAGCUAGUACAUAUUCCUGAAGAGACUCAGGAGAAUGUUAACACGUCUCCAAAAAGUAGUUCAGCUAGGGCUAAAUGGCUGAAAGCUGCUGAGAAGAGUGUUGCCUGUAGAAGUAAUAGUCAGCCAAGAAUCAUGCAAGUGAUAGCCAUGUCUAAGCAGCAGGGAGUGCUUCAGGGUGGUCCAAAAGGUUCAGAGGGAAGCACAGUUACCUGUACAGGAGCCAUCAGAUACAAAACCUUGACAGACCAUGAGCCAAGUAGCAUUGUCAGAGUCGAAGCCCAUCCAGAAAAUAACAGACCUGUAAUUCAGAUGCCAUCAGAAGGUGAAGGAAGUGGGUCAUGGAAAUGGAAAGGUCCUGAGAAAAUUACCCUUCGUCAGACAUAUGAGCUAAAUGAUCUUAACAGAGACUCUGAGAGCUGUGACUCCUUAAAAGACAGUUAUGGGUCAGGUGACAGAAAAAGGAGCAACAUAGAUAACAGCGAGCAUCACCAUCAUGGAAUCACUACAAUAAGAGUAACACCAGUGGAGGGAAGUGAGAUUGGCUCAGAGACCCUGUCCAUCUCUUCUAGCCGUGACUCAACCCUUCGAAGAAAAGGUAAUAUCAUUUUAAUUCCUGAGAGAGGGAGCAGUCCAGAGAACACCAGAAACAUCUUCUAUAAAGGUACAUCCCCAACACGAGCAUACAAGGAAUGAGAGGAGACAUAGCAGCUGGUCCGUACCACCACACUGAAACGCAUCGUGACACAUCUGCUCUCUUCGCUUUGAGCUGAUAUUUACCUUCCAUGUGCCAGAUUCUUGACCAGCAGCCCAAAAUGAUGUUGAUCACUGCUGAUGUGCAAUGUGUGUGAACCUGUGGAAAGCAUGUGGUGGUGGGAAAAGCACAAUGCCAGAACCUAACUAAUGUGAAAUAUUUUCAUGUGACUUGUUUCUUCAGACUCUGAACUGUUUAGCUGAGUGUGAUGAUGUCAAUCAACAGGAUGGUCUUGAACACAGACAUUUUAUUCUCUGAAUGUGCCAACUUUCUAUUUUAUUUAUACUUGUGUCCAAAGUCAACUGGAUUUUUCCUCAGCAAUGGCUGUCCCCGUGGUAUAUAUUCACCUUUGCAGAAUUUGCACCAAAUCUUUCCUACAGGAUGGUGCUGCUGAUAACUUCCCAUGUUUGUAGGCCUUACGUACUUACAAGACUCUGCAAACACAUGACAUUGUUGAUGUGCAGUUACUUUAAAAAGUAGUGUUGCUAAUACUAUGAUGAUGCUGGCUGCAUUCAUUUAGUGUAGGAAAUAUUUACAGCUUUGUUAUAGUGGAUCCAUCACAUUCAAAGAUUGCAAAGGUUUUGUGUAGUUCUUUAAGAUGUCUGGUCUACUGCAAAAACAACAACAAAAAAAAAGUGUGGGUGCCAUUACAGUACAAUGGAGUAUCUCUAUUUGGAAUAGUUUUGCUGCUGCCGCUCAACUUUUGUUAAACAACAGGUGCUACUAAUGAAGAGGCUGCUUCUUAGUGGGUUAACUUGUAGAGAUGUUGUCAAUUACAUUUUUUAAGGGGUCUUUUGAAAUACUACCAGUCAUUCAGAUUUUACAUCGUUAAACCUCUUAUUCUGUCCUUCAGCAACCCUCUCGGUUUUUUCCUAUUAUUUUCCAUAUAAUGCAGGUUUUUAACCAGUAACUGCAAGAUGUGCCAUGAGUAAGAAAAAAAACCCAACAGCCACUUCCCUGACCAGGUUGCAAGAAGUGAUUAAUAUCAUAUCUCACACUUAGAAGCAGUCAUUCACCUCGCCUGCUUAGUAUGCCACAAGAAUAAUCACAAGUUUCACUCCAGUCACCAUCACUGAGGGAAUUUGUGCUUCACUUUAAGAAUGGAAUGCCUUGGUAUUGCAGAAUCACUGGAUGAGUGUUGCAUUGUGCCACUACUGUUCACCUCCCUUCAGACAGAGCCUCCUUAAACGUUGUAUUUUUUCCUACCACUGCCACUUAAGAAUAGGGAGGGUCUCUGAACCUGAGAGUACACAAAUUAUUGUAGUAAACUGAACUCUAAAUAUAACAAAAUGCCUAGCCUGACAGAAACCUCCAUUGGAAAACUGGUGAAAGGAUAAGCUCUGAAAGGAAUAAGCAUAUCAUGUUCUGGGCAUGCUGGAAGAAAUGCCUUAUUACACUUGGUUCUGACUUAAAUAAUUUAAACCAUUUAAUUUAAGCUGCAUCUAGUUCUGGUGUCUCCAGCAUAAGAAGGUCACAGAGCUGCUAGAGUGAGUCCAGAGGCUGGAGCACCUCUGCUAUGAGGCAGGCUGAGGGAGCUGGGCUUAUUCAGCCUGGAGGACCUUAGAGAUGCUUUCCAUUUCCUGAAGGGAUCCUACAGAGGGACUUUUCAUGAGCAUGUCUUGCAACAGGCCAAGGUGGAAUGGUUUGAAGCUGAGGGAGAGCAGGGUUAGACAGGAUCUUAGGGAGAAGUUCUUCAGUACAAGGGUGUCACCACCCAGGGACCCAGGUUGCCCAGGGAGGUUGUGGCUGCCUCCUCUCUGGGGAUGUUCAAGGCCAGGUUGGAUGAGACCUUGAGUACUCAAGUCUAGCUGAGAGGCAUCCCUGCCCAUGGGAGGGAGGUUGGAGUAGGUGAUCUGAGGUCACUUCCAAAUUUAAGCCAUUCCAUGAUAUUGAAUGCUGGGGACAGUGCUCACCCACUGCACCUUCUCAUUCCUCCUCCACUAUUUCCACCUCAAAGAAAACUACAAGACACCACCCAGAUCCACUGCUUGGAGGGGAAGGGAAUGGCUUAGCAACCCCCACAUUGAAUAAGCAGUAGCAGAUGAGGUCUGUUCUCUGACUUUUUGAGAGGAAUGGUUUGCUUUAAGUCCUCUUCUGUUGUAGUGUAUCAGAGAGACAGAUCCACACUACAUGGUUGGAAUCUAUCUACAGACUCACCUCCAGAGAACUCAGAGAAAAAGCUCACUCUACCCCAGCCAAGUAGGAGGUAGAAAGAAGAAUCAUCCCAUCCCAAGAAGACAGCACAACACACAGAGACCAAAAAAACCCCAAAACCCACCUAACCAAAAAUGACCCACACAAGUAAACCUUUAAACAAAACCAAAAUCCUAAACCCAACCCCAAUCCUAAGUGAUUCCAGAAGUCUGAGAGUGGUGUUUGCUAAUCUGUAUAGAAGAAAAGAUUCAGAGUCAAAGGAAAGGUUUAUUAGCUUUCCAGUUAAUACCAGUGUUACAGACUUAGCUGAGUGCUGUCAGCCAAACCUGUCAAGCAAUGCUUCUCCCUCCUGCCUAUCACCCACUGCUGUGGUUCCUAUGGCAAGGACCACACUUUUCCUGAUGAUAAUAGAAGACUACCCCAGCAUACAUUUGAUGACUGGGAGGAUUGCACAGGUUAGAUCCUAGGAAGCUAAGCAGUAGGGUUGCAGCAUACUGUGUAUGUUAAAGGCACAGUAUGCUGAAGACACAUUUCAAGGCAUAUUACCUGAGAAAAAUAGGUGCUGGGGAGGCAAUUUUUUAAAGAAAUAUAUUCUCAGACUCUACAAGUCAGGUUUUGGGUUGCUUUUACAUGUUUUUGGGUUUUUGAAGGGUGAAUCUCUAGUCUUUGGUAUUUAAUACACAAUUUUGUACAUGAUUCCUAAGAAUCACAAAUGCUUGGGUUGUGGUGAAUAAACCUCUUUGGAUUUCAUUUAGUCUAGGUACAUGAUAAAGCAGGUAAGGAUUAGCUUUAAAGGAAUGGGUGAGACACAGUUGUCACUGUAGGCCUAAUGGUGUAUCAAUGCAGGGAAAGAAGAUGCAAUCAUUUGUUAGUUUGUAAGGGCAGGGAAAAAGAACAUAAGGAAAUGAACCUGGAAAUAAUGCAGAAAUAGAAUGGAGAAAAAUGGCAAUAAAGAAAAGAUUAGAAAAAUGUUCCCUCUGGCAAUUCACAUGUUUGGGGAACAGCAGGAUUCCUAGUGGGAGUGUUUGUUCUUUAUUCCUUGGCUUUAAUCAGAUCUAUUAUAUUGGCAUAUGUGUUGCUUUUAUUACUGUCAAACUUGCUGCACUAUUUCGAGUGCAGUGUGGUAUUUUUCCUAAGGUUUCCUAUUUCUUAACAAAAGAUUUUAAAGCUCUUGUGUAAUCAUUGGAAAUGUGUUCAUUACAUAAAUGUUGAUAUAUUCUUUUUUACUCAAAAGUGCCAAAGGCUACUGUUUUUAAUAAUGGCUUAUCAAAUUAUGUUAAAGAGCAGAAGUGUAAAAAUUGGAGUGCAGACCUCUGCAUGUAUAUUUGAUAAGGAGCCUUUUGUAAAAUUAUUCUUUGUUUACAUUCCACUGAUACCUUAAUUUAGAAUUAAGUAAACUAACAGGUGACAUCUUAGUGUUCUGAUUUUCUUACUUGCUAAUGAGCACGAAUCUCUUUGUUAGGCUGUGCUUUACUGAGAAAAAGGAAAUACUCAAAAAUUAAAUACGUUUUUAAAUUAAAAUUCUCUAUAUAAAGUAUUGUGUUUAAUAAAAUGUUAUGCAAUGUUUUCAGAUGGAGAAGAAAAUAAUUUGUAAAUUGCUAUAAAUGUAUUUUGUUAAAUAAGUACAGAUCAGUGCUGCUGUGUGCAUUUAUUGUGCAAACAUCAUGAAAAUAAAAAUAAAAAUAAAAUUCCAGUCA
This is a messenger RNA of Pogoniulus pusillus (Red-fronted tinkerbird), 6360 nucleotides long. It is a transcript of the gene PLPPR4, whose product is annotated as phospholipid phosphatase related 4. NCBI's taxonomy places the organism in Eukaryota, Metazoa, Chordata, Aves, Piciformes, Lybiidae. The transcript is spliced from 7 exons. The record is from RefSeq and is a predicted model, not a curated record. Bases 292 to 2451 code for a protein of 719 amino acids. Gene Ontology annotation, molecular function: phosphatidate phosphatase activity. Gene Ontology annotation, cellular component: plasma membrane. Gene Ontology annotation, biological process: axonogenesis; phospholipid dephosphorylation; phospholipid metabolic process.